Molecule: messenger RNA, 644 nt
Organism: Lemur catta (Ring-tailed lemur)
Lineage: Eukaryota; Metazoa; Chordata; Mammalia; Primates; Lemuridae
Gene: MED31
Product: mediator complex subunit 31
Exons: 4
Coding region: 84-479 (131 amino acids)
Biological process (GO): regulation of transcription by RNA polymerase II
Cellular component (GO): mediator complex; core mediator complex
Molecular function (GO): transcription coregulator activity
Source: RefSeq, a predicted model, not a curated record
GGAGCUGUGACUUCCGCAACCUUCCUCGCCGCUCGGAGCAGUCUCGCUGUGGAGGUGGUGGAGAACUAGUGUCUUUGCCUGUUAUGGCGGCUGCCGUCUCUAUGGAGACAGAUGAUGCCGGAAAUCGACUUCGGUUUCAGUUGGAGUUGGAAUUUGUGCAGUGUUUAGCCAACCCAAAUUACCUUAAUUUUCUUGCCCAAAGAGGUUACUUCAAAGACAAAGCUUUCGUUAAUUAUCUUAAGUACUUGCUUUACUGGAAAGAACCAGAAUAUGCCAAGUAUCUAAAGUACCCUCAGUGUUUACACAUGUUAGAACUGCUCCAAUAUGAACACUUCCGAAAGGAGCUGGUGAACGCUCAGUGUGCAAAAUUUAUUGAUGAACAGCAAAUUCUACACUGGCAACACUAUUCCCGGAAGCGGAUGCGCCUUCAACAAGCCUUGGCAGAGCAGCAACAGCAAAAUAACACAUCAGGAAAAUGAAAAGCUGGAUACAGACUCUUAAGACUUGUAUAUAAUGUAUUUCUUUUGUAUAGCGAAGACAAAAGACUUCUACCUACCUCUAUUGUGGUAGCACCUAAAACCUUUAGUGUGUUUUUUAUCCAACUAACUUUUUAUUGUUAAUAGACUAUUUCUGUUAAACCAGAA